Colletotrichum paranaense is the source of this 1242-nucleotide messenger RNA. Its product is annotated as copper fist DNA binding domain-containing protein. The transcript has 3 exons. Gene Ontology annotation, biological process: intracellular iron ion homeostasis; intracellular copper ion homeostasis; positive regulation of transcription by RNA polymerase II. Gene Ontology annotation, cellular component: nucleus. Bases 1 to 1242 code for a protein of 413 amino acids. Gene Ontology annotation, molecular function: RNA polymerase II cis-regulatory region sequence-specific DNA binding; copper ion binding; DNA-binding transcription factor activity, RNA polymerase II-specific. The record is from RefSeq and is a predicted model, not a curated record. Lineage: Eukaryota; Fungi; Ascomycota; Sordariomycetes; Glomerellales; Glomerellaceae.
AUGAUUAUCGACGGGGAGAAGUAUGCCUGCGAGGCCUGCGUUCGGGGUCACCGUGUUAGCAAUUGCCAACACUCUGAUCGUCCCCUUCAACAUAUUAACAAGAAGGGUCGCCCCGUCUCCCAAUGUCAACAUUGUCGGUCGAUGCGCAAGUCACGCUCUGCCCACAUCAAGUGCGAUUGUGGUGAGAAGACAAGCAAAUGCGCUCACCUGCAACCUUUGGCCGAUGGCCAUAGAGAACCAGCCCUCGACACCGUCCCCGAAUCCGACUCCGACAAGGAAGCCAUCGCACCUCGGCCGAAGCCGCCCGUUCGCAGGCGGCGUGCGAAUACGGUCCAUUCUGAUGGCAUGUUGACCUUCGACGAGCACGGCCAUCACAAACCAGCACACAAGCUCAACAAGGCUUCUCAGAAGUGCGGACCUUAUCAACUCAGCCGUGUCAAUUCCUUGCAUAGCACCAGUAGCUUGGGCAGCCACUCCCCGGAGCGCAUCAGUGACAACCCUCUCAAGGAUCCCGUAUCGGGCCGCGUCGCACCUGUUCCACAGAGACUAGUCAAGUCUGAAGCUGCUUCUCCACUCAUGAGAGGUUCAUCUGGUUUCCAGCAACUCAACAACCAGCUUCCGCCCCUUGAUCUCUCUGGCAUUGAGUACCCGACAUAUGUACCCAACGCCUCUUUCGACCUGUUUGGCGGAUCAGGAAUGUCGUCGGAUCACGAUGCGCCAAUCUUCAGUGCUGGGCUGAGCGCUGCAUCCGUGGAUUGGAGCCAUAUCGAUCUCACCGACAGGACGGACAAGUUUGCUCCUUCGAGUUACAGCCAGGCUGGCGCUCAGAGCUUCAAUGGCAUUUUCGAUUUCGGUACGGGCUCCGAGCCAGCUCCCACCCUCGCCGCGACGACUUCGACGUCUGGGGAGGUCUCUGAAGUAGAGGACAACUUCAUCGCUGGCGAUAGUGACUACGACGGCUUCGGCACUGGAAGCAACAGCUUUAUUCACCCAGCGAGUUUCCUUGCUACUGGAGCAGACCUGAGCACGAUUGACUACGACAGCUUCGCCAAAUCAUCGAACAAUAAGUUCAUGGCAGCACCUUCUUCAUUUGAUGACGGCGGCCCGAUUGCUGGCGGUUCUCUCACUUUUGAAGAUGACCCGGCGUUCUGGGGUCAGCAAUUCAACGACGGCAUCGCCACAUACCAAGAGUCGCCAGAUGGCCUGCCUCAGUUUCAGCCGGAACCCUGGACAAUGCCGUAA